This is a messenger RNA of Plutella xylostella (diamondback moth), 993 nucleotides long. Its product is annotated as lysM and putative peptidoglycan-binding domain-containing protein 4. The record is from RefSeq and is a predicted model, not a curated record. NCBI's taxonomy places the organism in Eukaryota, Metazoa, Arthropoda, Insecta, Lepidoptera, Plutellidae.
AAAAUUCUUUGUCAAGAAAAGUUGAUAAACGACAGCUGUUUUAUUAAUUUCCUUUUUUAUAAUUUUAUCUAUCCACGUAAUAAUUUAUAGCCUAGGUAAAUUAUUUUGAUUCAGAUCAUGGUAGAUAAAACUAGUGCUAGAAUUGUGUAGUUAAAAUACAAUGAAACAAAGGACGCGGCCCAUGCAUAGCGGUGAUGACUUGACGGGAUUCACGAUGGGAAACAAGAAGAACGAUGGCCAGGGCGACGAAAUCAAACUAUACCGAGUAAAGCCCCAAGAACAUUUCAUAGAAGCUCAAGUGCAAGAAGAUGACACACUUCAAGCCAUAGCCUUGAGGUUCCACUGCUCUAUACAAGAGCUAAAGAGAAUAAAUCAUAUACAUAAAGACAAUGAAAUCUAUGCAAGACGGACGGUCAAAGUGCCUGUUACUCCAUACUCUGUCCUCACAGAGAUGAUCCCAACAUCUACAACACCUUCCACAUCAAAACAAGUGCCCAUCACUCCCAUACAACAAAACACGACCAACCAGACUGACGUCAGUGUCCACAAUAACAACUCAAAGACAAAAGAAAAUGAUUUCUCUAUAGACUGCAAUGCAGUUGUCAUGAACAGUACCCUAGCUCCAGCUGUACUACCUUAUACAGAUAUGGAAAUGACAGACCCAGUGUCUGAAGACACAAAGCUACUUCCAAGCAAAGACCGAGUACCGGUAGAGACUGUGGUUGUGAAACAGCUCACGUCACAGGGCGCAGACUUUGGCAUCAAGUGGUAUCAUUUAGUGUUUUGCCUCCUUGCGCUGGGAGUGGUGACCCCACUCGUGUAUGUACUGUUCUACUUAGACAAACACGAACAUCCCGAUGUGCCUCCCUUACAUUCUGUAUGAUGCCUGUAAUACUCGAUCUGACUGAAGCUUUAACUUGUGGUGGUAUUUGUAUUAACUGUAGGGAUUUACAUUGUGAUUCUUGGAAUAAAUCUAUUAUUAUAAGUAUUAUA